CGUUUGCCGUACGGAGAAAGAAUCUAAUGGGCAGCACUUUUCACAUGAUUUUUCAUCCAAAUCAACAGUAUUAAUAUUGAUUAAUAUUCCAUAAUUGCUUUAUUUAUAGAAAUUAUUUAAGUUAAAAUAUAUUAUUGAACAAAUAUGCAUCAAAUUAAAAUAAUACCUUUUAUGAGGUUAUCAAAUAUUAUUGUUCAAAAAAAUUGGAGUUUAAAUAAUAAAUUUUCGAAUGUUGUCAAUCCACGUGAGCUCCUUGCACCAUCCUUUACGUUAUCCUCUAUUCAGAAAAGAGCAGCCCAUGCAAGACCAAAGUCAGCAAUUAUGACACGAUUUAAAGCUGUUAUUGCAGAUAGAUAUUAUUCAGUUAAAGACAAAAUUUAUUAUCAUGCAGUUCGGAAGUAUCUUUACAGAGCCAAAGGCUCGCUAUUGUACAGUUCUUGCUUUGAUAACUUUAAUUACAUAAGAUUUAUGACAGAGUAUAACAUGCCAGAUACGUUUUAUUCGUGGUUUUUGGUUACUGAAUUACAUGUAUGGAUGAUAAUGGUUAGAUUAAUGGCAGCAGGAACGGAUGGAUUUCAUAUAAGAAGCACUUUCGUCGCUGCUCUUUGGCAGGAUACGGACCAAAGAAAAAAACAACUUGGAGGUGUUAGAGAGUCAAAAGUACAACAUCACAUUGAAGAAUUGGGAAAUCAAUUUAAAGCUGCAAUUGCAGGCUAUGAUGAAGGUUUGAUGGGAAAUGAUGCCGUUUUAGCAGGAGCCGUGUGGAGAAGAAUUUUACAAAUGCAAUGUGAUGAUCCUGAAAUUGUUGAAAAAUUAGUUAAAUAUAUUCGCAUGACAUUACAUGAGUUCGACAAAAUGCCACAUGAAACUUUUAUAUUAGCAUCAAAAAUACAAUGGCUUGAUUAUAUGAAACCUGUUCAACAAUAAUAUUUUAGUAGAAAACAUGUACAGAUUAUAACUAUAAUUUUGUAAAUAAAAUAAGUUAAUUUUUUUCCAAUUUAAUGUAUUAUACAAAUUAUAAGAUCAUUGUAACUGUUGAAA
Chelonus insularis is the source of this 1041-nucleotide messenger RNA. It is a transcript of the gene Uqcc1, whose product is annotated as Ubiquinol-cytochrome c reductase complex assembly factor 1. The record is from RefSeq and is a predicted model, not a curated record. Gene Ontology annotation, cellular component: mitochondrion. Gene Ontology annotation, biological process: mitochondrial respiratory chain complex III assembly. Bases 145 to 927 code for a protein of 260 amino acids. NCBI's taxonomy places the organism in Eukaryota, Metazoa, Arthropoda, Insecta, Hymenoptera, Braconidae. The transcript is spliced from 6 exons.